Molecule: messenger RNA, 3506 nt
Organism: Pteropus alecto (black flying fox)
Lineage: Eukaryota; Metazoa; Chordata; Mammalia; Chiroptera; Pteropodidae
Gene: ANO2
Product: anoctamin 2
Exons: 25
Coding region: 1-2811 (936 amino acids)
Biological process (GO): chloride transmembrane transport
Cellular component (GO): plasma membrane
Molecular function (GO): protein dimerization activity; chloride channel activity
Source: RefSeq, a predicted model, not a curated record
AUGGAUGCAGAGAACCUGCCAGUCAUCAACAACUACUUGGAUGCCGGUGAGGCCCGUUUGAGCCGCAUGCACUUCCAUGACAACCAGAGGAAAGUCGACUAUGUGCUUGCCUACCACUACCGGAAACGUGGGGCCCACCCCAGUCACAGCUCCCCUGGCCACGCACUGGCCAUCGUCUCCAAUGGGGAGAUGGGCAAGGAGCCCCAUGCUGGGGGCCCUGGUGACAUUGAGCUGGGGCCGCUCGAUGCCCUGGAAGAGGAGAGGAAGGAGCAGCGGGAGGAAUUUGAGCACAACCUGAUGGAGGCCGGGCUGGAGCUCGAGAAGGACUUGGAGAGUAAAAGCCAAGGAUCCAUCUUUGUCCGGAUACAUGCCCCGUGGCAGGUGCUGGCCAGAGAGGCAGAAUUCUUGAAGAUCAAAGUUCCUACCAAGAAAAUGUACGAGAUCAAAUCAGAAGGCUGCAUUGCAAAGAAAUUCAACGAGAUUCUGCAGAAGUUGAGCUCACCCCUGAAGCCCAGAGUUCCAGAGCACGGUAACAACAAGAUGAAAAACCUGUCCUAUCCAUUCUCCAGGGAGAAAAUGUACCUGUACAACAUCCAGGAUAAGGACACUUUCUUUGAUAAUGCCACCCGUAGCCGCAUUGUGCACGAAAUCCUGAAGCGCACAGUCUGUUCUCGAGCCAACAACACGAUGGGUAUUAACUCUCUGAUAGCAAACAAUAUCUAUGAGGCUGCCUACCCUCUUCAUGAUGGUGAAUAUGAUAGUCCAGGGGAUGACAUGAAUGACAGAAAGCUGCUGUAUCAAGAAUGGGCACGCUACGGAGUGUUUUAUAAGUUUCAACCCAUCGACCUCAUCAGAAAGUAUUUUGGAGAAAAAAUUGGACUGUAUUUUGCCUGGCUGGGAUUAUAUACAUCAUUCCUCAUCCCAUCUUCUAUAAUUGGGGUGAUUGUAUUUCUUUAUGGAUGUGCAACAAUUGAAGAAGAUAUUCCCAGCAAAGAGAUGUGUGACCAGCAGAAUGCCUUCACCAUGUGUCCCCUGUGUGACAAAUCCUGUGACUAUUGGAACCUCAGCUCAGCCUGUGGUACAGCACGGGCCAGCCACCUGUUUGACAACCCUGCCACUGUCUUCUUCUCCAUCUUCAUGGCUUUGUGGGCUACCAUGUUUCUUGAGAACUGGAAGAGGUUACAGAUGCGACUGGGCUACUUCUGGGACCUGACUGGUAUAGAAGAGGAAGAAGAACGUGCCCAGGAACACUCCCGGCCUGAGUAUGAAACCAAAGUUCGAGAGAAAAUGCUAAAGGAGAGCGACAAAUCAGUUGUCCAGAAAUUGGGGACCGAUAUGACUGAGAGGGAGGAUGAGGAUGAUGAAGAUAAGCUCACUUGGAAAGAUCGUUUCCCAGGUUAUCUGAUGAACUUCGCCUCCAUCUUGUUCAUGAUCGCCCUGACAUUCUCGAUUGUCUUUGCGGUCAUUGUGUAUCGUAUCACAACGGCAGCUGCUCUGUCUCUCAACAAGGCCACACGCUCCAAUGUCCGGGUGACAGUGACAGCUACAGCGGUCAUCAUCAAUCUCGUGGUCAUCCUCAUCCUGGAUGAGAUCUAUGGCGCCGUGGCCAAGUGGCUCACCAAAAUCGAGGUCCCCAAAACAGAACAGACUUUUGAAGAACGCCUGAUACUCAAAGCUUUCUUGCUAAAGUUUGUCAAUGCCUACUCUCCCAUCUUCUAUGUGGCCUUUUUCAAGGGGAGGUUUGUGGGAAGACCUGGAAGCUAUGUUUAUGUGUUCGAUGGUUACCGCAUGGAAGAGUGUGCUCCUGGGGGCUGCCUCAUGGAGCUCUGCAUUCAGCUCAGCAUCAUCAUGUUGGGGAAGCAGUUGAUUCAGAACAACAUCUUUGAGAUCGGAGUCCCGAAGCUAAAGAAACUAUUUCGGAAGCUGAAAGAUGAGACGGAACCUGGAGAAACUGACUCGGCCCAUUCAAAGCAUCCAGAGCAGUGGGACCUAGACUACAGCUUAGAACCAUACACUGGGCUGACUCCAGAGUACAUGGAAAUGAUCGUCCAGUUUGGCUUCGUCACCCUCUUUGUGGCCUCCUUUCCUCUGGCACCUGUGUUUGCCCUCCUGAACAAUGUUAUUGAAGUGCGGCUCGAUGCAAAGAAGUUUGUCACAGAGCUGAGACGACCAGAUGCUGUGAGAACAAAAGAUAUCGGGAUUUGGUUUGACAUUCUCUCUGGAAUCGGCAAGUUCUCUGUUAUCAGCAAUGCUUUCGUCAUUGCCAUCACCUCCGACUUUAUCCCCCGCCUUGUGUACCAGUACUCCUAUAGUCACAAUGGGACUCUGCAUGGCUUUGUCAACCAUACUCUCUCCUUUUUCAACGUCAGCCAGCUGAAGGAGGGAACGCAACCUGAAAAUUCACAGUUCGACCAGGAGGUUCAGUUCUGCAGGUUUAAGGAUUACCGAGAGCCGCCGUGGGCCCCAAACCCAUAUGAGUUUUCCAAACAGUACUGGUCUGUUCUGUCUGCCCGUCUGGCUUUUGUCAUAAUCUUCCAGAACCUGGUGAUGUUCCUGAGCGUCCUCGUAGACUGGAUGAUCCCAGAUAUCCCCACGGACAUCAGCGACCAGAUCAAGAAAGAAAAGAGCUUGUUGGUGGACUUCUUCCUGAAAGAGGAGCACGAGAAGCUCAAGCUGAUGGAUGAGCCGGACCCCAGGAGCCAGGGAGCGGGACAUCAGAGCAGGAGGAGCCGGGCGGCCAGCUCGGCACCCUCGGGCCGAAGCCAGCCGGGCAGCAUCGCGUCCUCAGGGUCUCAGCACACCAACGUGUGAGCGAGUCAGCCCCACCACCGAGAGGGCGCUGCAGCGGAGGGACCACGCACGAGCAUGUCUGUGCAUACACAUGGUGUGGUGUCCGUCCUCCGCCCGGAUCUGGCCUGCGGGGUCUUGUAAAGGGUGUGAGUGUGAAGAGAGGGAGAAAUUAGAGCAAGUGAGAGAAUGUGUGUAGGAAGGAAGAGAAAUGAUGCUGCUUCUCAGAAACUUCAAGCUUAAGUUUCUUUUAGGUCCUCUAUUGAGUUGUAUCCUUUGGGGGGAUUGGCACCCUGUUUUGAGUUUAUCGGUGAAAGAAUUGAGUCUCUGUACCCCGGAAUUCCCAGGCACCAUGAGCCUUCCCUAUGUUCUCUCAGGUACCUCCUCAUUUCAGGCAGCCCACAAGCUAUCACGGAAGCACAGUCAGAACCCUGUUCUAACGCCCAUCAUAAGUGGUCACCGACCCCCUUUCCUUCAUCACCCUGAGAAAACCCUCUGAGUUACUUGCAGCUGGGGCUGUCAUAGCCUCAGUGGAUGCAAAUUAUGUUCCAGGGCUGAUUGCUGUGGCCACUGGACCUGAUGGAGAGCAGCAAAGGUUCAAACCUGGGCUUGUCUUCAGUUCAUGUCAUGGAGAUGCUUUAAGCUAAAUGCAAUUAACCAUCAUGUUAUGCAGGUUAAGAUUUAAAAUAAUAAAAUAAAUGGAAACAUUCUUUAUAAAA